Plasmodium knowlesi strain H is the source of this 2085-nucleotide messenger RNA. RefSeq names its product conserved Plasmodium protein, unknown function. The transcript has 7 exons. The coding region runs from base 1 to 2085 and encodes 694 amino acids. NCBI's taxonomy places the organism in Eukaryota, Apicomplexa, Aconoidasida, Haemosporida, Plasmodiidae. The record is from RefSeq and is a predicted model, not a curated record.
AUGCAUUUAACCCCAUUCCUUAUUUUCUUCUGGAGCUUUUUCGCCCAUGGCAGAAUCGGUCGUGUGCGUUGUCUUACGCGAGAAUGCCAUCUGUUUUUGAGUCCUGUGGGUAGUAGGGCGCUGUGGCUUGGGGGAAUCGGAGCGAAGGGAAGGCGAUCCUCAAGGGAUAGUCAGUGGAUCGGUGGUCCCUCCAAGGGGAGACUAAACCGAGGGAAAACUCCAACUGUGGGUAAUGUCCCCUGGAGAAAAAGUCCAAACGAACUUUACCUCUUGAGAGGAAUCAAAAAUGUCUUCGGUUUUUUUAACUGGUUUGGGAACGCCGAAAAUGAGAAAUUCUGCGAUGAUGUUAUCGCUCACCUGGGGGACAUAAAUAAAAUGAAGCAGAUCACACGCAAUCACACGGACAGGAACGUGAUGGAAGUAGAAACAAUGAAAAAGAUUUUUCAUCAUGUCCUAACCUCCUCCAUGAGCUACAAAGUGUUGAAUUGUGUGUCCUACCUGAUUAAGCGUUACAAAGUGGAUCCAUCCAAGGUGUGCACCCUGCUGAACGAAUUAAGCGAAGAAGUGCAGGAAAUGAGAAACGCAGAAAAUUUCUUGGCGUUACACAUUUUCUUUUUGGAGGACGAGAGUGUCGCGCUCUUUUCCAUGAUGCACAUAAUUGACUUUUUCAAAAGUAAAAGGAGGUUGAUGGAAGCCCAGGACACCAUUCGGAAGAAAAUCUACGAACAGUGUGUGAAUGAUCUCAUCAGAAAAAAAGUAACCAAAUACAAGCUCUUUUGCGAACGGAAGGGAAUUCCAUUCCACUUAGGGAACGCCUUAGAUAAAAUUCGUUUGAAUGAAAAGGAAGAAGAUAUUUACUUCAGUUACAACCAUGAGGAGUUGUUAAGGGUGUUUAUUAGAAAGGUUUCCAUGGAGAAAGGAAAAGGAUUAGGUAAUGAAGAACUGGAAGGUAACAUGGGAGGACGAAGCCAUGUCGGCGAUGUGGACAGAUUAGGAAGUAUGGAAUAUCCUGCCACUCAUCACAGUGCUGAGUAUGGUGAGGGUUACAUUUCUGACCGCACCACUGACCAAUCGAUGAAUCACCAAAGGGUUGACAACUCCGCUGAACGUGUUGCAGAUGCAGAAGAGAACGAAAACUUGAUGGAACUAAAAAAAACAUACGAAGAGAUUCAGUCCUUUAACGACUCCAUAAUAAAGCACAUCGAGUCGAAACAGCGCUUCUUCUACUUUGAUGAAAACGAAACCGAGUUUAUGCAAAACAGAAGGCAAGCGAAGGGAGUGAAGGGGCAAAGUAAGCAAGGCGGAGAAUACAACAAAAAUGAUGAGGAUAACAACGACGACGAUGAGGAAGAGGAAGACAUGGAAUCCAUUCAGAAAAGGAUAGACAACUACAUACACGAAUACACAAAAAGCAAAAACAUAUCUAUGGAACAGUUCACUAAUGAGUUCGUGCAACAGGCAGAUUUGAAUUUCAAGAACUUCCUUGAGGGAUUACAUCUGGGGGAAGGCGUCGCGAACGUGGAUGAGGGAAACGCAGACAGCGUAACUGCUUACAACGAAAUGUUGAAUGGAGGAAGUGUCGGAACGGUAGGCAGGGAUCGUAAGAAAGACGAACUAACCACAUUCAAACUGAAGAAGAUGUACGAAGGAGACACAAAUGAAUCUGGAUUCCAUUUAACAAACGACCUCCUCUACGAACGACUGAGGAUGAGAAUGCUCUAUCUACUGCAAAAAAUUGAAUACCUUAAGUUUAAAUAUCAGCAUGACAUUAUUAAUGAAAGAUAUCCUAUCGAGAAAAAUGAAAAAACUGUUUUGGAUGUUCUAAAGUAUGGAUACAAGAUUGUUGUUUCUCCUGAUGUUGAUAAUUCUAUCUUUAAGAAGAACCAGCAUGUGCAGGGCGGUCUCACUUCGAAUUUGUAUGCCAAUGAUAUGAAGGGCGACCCAGAGGAGGGAGAAUUCCCCCGGGGAAAAAAGCAUGUUUACGACUUCAAGUGUCGUGAAUGCGACUACCACAUUUUCAGCACCGGCGAAAAUCAGUUUUCAGAAGAGAUAGCGACAUGUCCACAGUGUCACGCUGAAAGUUGA